Messenger RNA from Adineta ricciae, 1374 nucleotides. The record is from the annotation of a GenBank genome assembly. NCBI's taxonomy places the organism in Eukaryota, Metazoa, Rotifera, Eurotatoria, Adinetida, Adinetidae.
AUGGCUGGUCCCGGUGUUACUGAUGAACCAAUUGAUUUACAUGAAUUAUGUAUUGAUGGAGAUUAUGCUGAAUUAAAAUCAGUUCUAGAAUCAUCAACUAACGUUGAUGUGAAUCAAUAUAAGCUGUUUGUUUAUCGUCCAUUACCGCAUAGUUCUCAGCAAGUCGAUGGUCUGGUCGAUGGUGACGAUGAUUAUCAAUCUGAUGAUGAAUCAUCCGAAUCGGGUACCAUGUUUGAUUAUCGAUCUCCACUCUUCUAUGCAAUUGUUCACGAUCGAUUAGCAUGCGUUAAAUUAUUGAUUGAACAUGGUGCAAAUACUGAGAAAUUAAGACCAUGGGGUUUGAAUGCAUUUUGUUUAUCAUGUUUUUGUGGUCGAUUACGUAUUGUAGAAUAUUUUCUUCAUUUAAAUUUCAAUCUUAAUAUAACUGACAAACCAAGUGCAACUGAUAAUUAUUUUGGUUCAUUAUCUAACGAUCAUGAACAUAAAAUAAAGAUGCGCGAGAUGCAUUCACGUGUUGCACAGGAUAUGGGAAUGUUUCAUUAUCCACUUCAUAUUGCUGCUAAACAAGAUUCAAUUGAAUUACUUACACUUUUACUUAAUUAUAAACAAAAAUUGAAUCUCGAAAUUCAAGAGCCUUAUACAAAACGAACAGCAUUACAUAUUGCAGCUGAAAAAUGUUCGACAGAGAUCAUUCGUUUACUAUUAGAAGAAGGUCAAUGUGAAGAAAAUCCGGUUGAUUUGAAUGGACAUACACCAUUAGAUAUUGUUUGGAAAUUACUCAAUAAUCUCGAUUUUCAAUUUGAAUAUCGCGAAGACACAUUGAAACUAAUGUUAAGUCAUCAAUGUCGAUUUUCUUCAUUGAAAUCAUUAACAGAAUUUUAUACGAAUUCCUUAUCAGCAUUUCGUCGGUUCGAAUCAAAUUUCUGGAUUGUCAUUGCCUAUGAUUUACCCUCAUUGUUUGUUGAACCUUUUCAAAAUAAUAAAACAUUACUCGUUCAUAUAUGGAUUUGGUUCAAUCGUAAUUAUCAAGACACUGUUAUGGAAGAUGAUGAAUUCGAUCGGCAUUACACUGGAAGUAUUCUUCGAAAUUUGAUUCAUGUUAUGUAUGAAAACGAACAAUUAACAUUGACCAAUCACGAAUUAGUUGAAUUAUUUACCGAAGAUUUGGGAAGUCAUUUUGAUAAAGCUACAGAUGAAAUUGAUACGAUUACAACAAUAUUAUCAACACCAUUGAAAUUGAAGCAAAUAUGUCGAAAUCGAAUACGUAAACGACUUUGUUCAUCUAAACUAGGUGGUCUUAAUCAACAAACACUUGAACAUCCAUCACUCUCACCACAAUUAACAGAGGCAUUGAAACAUUUUAUUUUACCAUAA